AUGUCGCAAAAUACCAACCUAUCUUGCGUUCUUUUCGGCGCCGGUAAAGUUCGCUUCGAAAACCUUCCUAUUCCCCCACUCGACGACCCUCAUGAUAUCUUGAUCCGCGUUGCAUAUGUCGGUGUAUGUGGCAGCGAUGUCCACUUCUGGCAUCAUGGGGGUAUCAGCCGCAAAGUCUCGGAAAAAAUGCCCUUAGUUAUGGGCCACGAGGCCUCUGGGAUCGUCGACUCCAUCGGAGUAGCCGUUUCAAGUGUCAAGCCAGGUGAUCGGGUUGCCAUCGAGCCGGGCUUUCCAUGUCGGCGAUGCAAUCAGUGCAAGCAAGGCCGAUACAACAUCUGCCCUGAUCUGAAAUUCGCCGCUGAUCCCCCCCUUACGAACGGGACAUUAUGCCGACUAUUUAGGAUCCCCGAAGACUACGUCUACAAAAUCCCUGACUCUAUGAGCUUGCAGGAAGCUGUACUUAUUGAACCUUUGAGCGUUGCUGUGCAUGGUGUUCGGCUUGCUGAGUUGAGACCCGGUCAAAGUGUCCUGGUUCAAGGAUCUGGCACGAUCGGCUUGAUGGCUGCUGCAGCUGCGAAAGCAUUUGGUGCCCGAGUUGUUUUCAUUUCGGACAUCAAUCAGAAUAAGCUGGAUUUCGCAAAGUCGUUUGUGGAUUGCACUACAUUCGUUCCAGAUGUCCAUUCUACUCCAGACAUAGCUGCAAUAAAAUUCCAGGAAGAGAUGGGCAUUCCAGGUGGUGUCGAUGUGGUUCUGGAAUGUACUGGGGUGGGAUCAUCGGUGGCAACAGGUCUUUAUGCGUGCGGCCCUGGUGCCAUAUUUGUUCAAAUUGGGAUGGGUCAGCCGAUGCAAAGUAUUCCUCUACUCGCAAUGAGUGAGAAAGAAGUUGUCCUGAAGACUUGCUUUCGGUAUGCGCCGGGUGAUUAUGAGAUUGCGCUGGAGCUGGUUGGCUCGGGUAAAAUUCCGGUCAAAGAGUUGAUCAGCAGUACAGUGCCAUUUGAAGAUGCUACUGUGGCAUGGGCGAAGACAGCCAGAGGAGAGGGGAUCAAGAACUUGAUUCAAGGUGUCCAGGACUAG
Molecule: messenger RNA, 1074 nt
Organism: Penicillium atrosanguineum
Lineage: Eukaryota; Fungi; Ascomycota; Eurotiomycetes; Eurotiales; Aspergillaceae
Product: NAD(P)-dependent alcohol dehydrogenase
Exons: 3
Coding region: 1-1074 (357 amino acids)
Biological process (GO): D-sorbitol catabolic process
Molecular function (GO): zinc ion binding; L-iditol 2-dehydrogenase (NAD+) activity
Source: RefSeq, a predicted model, not a curated record